AUGGCCUACAAAACGUAUGGGGGUCCACAAACGGCUGAUCUUUUGGACAAAUCCACUAAUGUCAGCCUUGCAGAGAACAACCCAGACGUCAUGACAAAGCUUGCUCAUCAACUGGGCCUUUCAUCAGUUCUCUCCUUCCAAGAUGUUUUCAGUCUGACCGAGCCUGAUCUAAUCGCUCUACUACCCCGUCCAGCAAGUGCCCUUCUCUUCAUCUAUCCAGAAACAGACCUUGUACGAGCGUACGAAGUUGAGCAGAAAGCCUCCGACAAACAAUAUGAUGGUUGUGGUCCAGAUGAACCCAUCAUUUGGUAUCCUCAGAUCAUCACAAAUGCCUGUGGUUUGAUCGGCUUGCUCCACUGUACCACCAAUAGCCCCGCUGCCGAAUUCAUUGAAGCAGACAGCGACCUUGACAAAUUUCGCAAGGCCAUCUUGCCUCUCAAGCCCAAAGAACGAGGCCAGUACGUGCACGACUCCGAGAUCUUGGAGAAGGCUCAUGCUGCGGCCGCGCAGACUGGAGAUACCACCGCACCUCCUCUAGGUGAAGAUCCCGGUCAUGCUUUCAUUGCUUUUGUGAAGGGCAAAGACAAUCAUCUGUAUGAGCUGAACGGUUGCAGAGGGGGCCCUGUGGAUCGUGGUGUUCUUGAAGAAGAUGAUGACGUUCUGAGUGAAAAGGCCCUUACCCUGGGUCCACUACCAUAUCUGAAGCGGGAGGAGGAAGCCGGAAAUGGUGUGGUCAACUUCAGUUGUACUGUCCUCGCUCCAAGCUUCGUUGGUUAA
Exophiala bonariae is the source of this 777-nucleotide messenger RNA. RefSeq lists its product as uncharacterized. Gene Ontology annotation, biological process: protein deubiquitination; ubiquitin-dependent protein catabolic process. Gene Ontology annotation, cellular component: cytoplasm. The record is from RefSeq and is a predicted model, not a curated record. The transcript has 2 exons. Lineage: Eukaryota; Fungi; Ascomycota; Eurotiomycetes; Chaetothyriales; Herpotrichiellaceae. Bases 1 to 777 code for a protein of 258 amino acids. Gene Ontology annotation, molecular function: cysteine-type deubiquitinase activity.